UCUGAUAGCAAUGCCAAAUCGUUGGAUCCAUCCAGCGGAUACUGGGCGGAGUCACUGCCGGCCCUCGAAACACCCCUCUGUGCGGUUGUGGAUCCGGUUCGAGACUUCCGCUGGCAUGCUCUGCGCUGUGGAGGACCCGAAACGGCUGCGUUUUUGUGCGAACUUCCAGUUCCCACUUGGGCAAUUGAUUGUACCGUAACUUCGAUGCCCUCGCUAACGGUGCAGUACAUGUCGGACAGCGGUGCGGUUCAACUGUCCCGUGAUUGUGGUGAGCAGGGAACCCGACAUAUGUCUUGCCAGGGCAAACUCGACAAGGAUUCUAUCCUGCAGCAACUGCAGUGUGCGGAGAGAGAGGAUGAUGCCGAAGCACUUGCCACGGAAACCGCCGAAAACAAUCAACUUCCAGCGGUCGAAUUGACUCCCGUUGCACAGCAGAAGACGCCCCUUGUUACGAGACAACCAUUGCUUCCGGAGAUUUUGGAGCACGACAUUCUGACGGUAGUCUCGAACAACGACGAAGACAACAGCAUCGAUGUUAAUCCGAAUCAAAUCGAAGACACGGUCAAGAAUGUGAUCAAUAAGUUCAACCUAGCAGAUCUAAUGCAGGCUGAACAGUCGCUGCACAGUGACGAAGUGGACGGACAUUUCGAUGGAGAACAUCUGAAGGACGGAAAGAAAGUUGGCGGAAAGAAAUAUUCACCUUUGUUUGAGAAGAAGGAGAAGUUCGGCAAGAAGGACGAUCGAAAGCAAGACGAAGAUGACGAGUUGAUGAUGGGUGACCAGCCGGAUGAAACCGAAACGCAGCCAAUCGAUAUCGUUCAACAGGCGGUGAAACCGACCGAAGGGGACUCAGAUGAGAGUGGCUCUUCCGUAGUGGCGGGAGGAUCCACCGAAGGUGGAUCAACAUUGGAGGAAAGCACAACGGCUGACUCUAGGUUGCGAAGAGCUACCGACGAAGAAUCCUCAUCCGAAAGCACGCCGGUUUCAACUACGGAAAUAACGCCGACCACGGUCACGACAUCAGCACCCACCACGACGACAGCGGAGCCGACAACCUCAAGCACUGCAAGCCACAUUCUGCCGACUACACCGAAGAAGGAAAUAUCCUCCGUUGGGGAUCACUUCAUUCCUCCGAUGUUGUUGGUAAAAGCACGCUUCACCUCUACGAAGACCCACGUGGAACCCAUUGCUACUACUGAGCUCGUGUCGGAAACAACACAAACUUCCGAGUCUACGGUUUCUACUAUGCAGACAUCAUCUCCGGCUUUAACAUCGGAAGACGUCACAGCACCUGGAGAAGUCCCCUCAACCGUUUCUGAGCUUACAACCGCAAAAUCCUCCCCUCUUGAAACUGAAACAACAGUCGCUCAUCAAAUAGUUGAAAUCACCUUUGACGAUAAGGAGCUGUCCUCGAAGAUUGGAACUCUGAGCAUAACAACACGUCCAUUUACUACAGUUGAGGCCAAAACUUCGACUGUUUCGCCUCAAAGCACGACGGUGAACAAUGUCACUUCCACUUCGGGUCAGUCUUCAACGCAGCCAGACUCGACAGUACCGGUCAGUCCUUCAUCCACCCUUUCGACGACAACAUCUACGACUACAGUGGCUCCCACAUCUACAGCUUCAUCAUCAACAACAACAACAACAACAACCGUCGCAGUACCAACGGAACAUGAACUCCAACGGGACGAGCCGGAAGAGGAGGUCACCAAUCACGAAUCGGACGACGAACUUGACGAUCAGCAGCACCAGCAGCAUCCGGAGUUGCACAACAGCUUCUCCAACAUUGAAAACUACCAACCCUACAAACCGAACCGUCACCGGUCACUCACCAAACCGGAAGUGCACAGUAAUUGUGGCAACUACAUCAAAAAAAUCCUCGGCUGAAGACGCUAGCCGUUGUCCUCGGUGGCUUUUUUCCCUUGGUUGUUGUUUCGUCCUCACCCGGUGGAGGCAGAAAUCAUAUAGACAACGUUCUCAACUCUUCCCAGAACUCAUCUCAGAAACUUAAAUAGUGAUAACUCCGUAGAAACAUCCGAUCUUAGUAGCGUGUAGCGACUAGUCUUUGAGCUCCCGUUUUCCAUUCCGAUUUGCUUUAGAAUAUUAGCCAGUACAUAUUAGCUCUUGGCGGUAACCUUCCAGAUAGAAUCUAGACCCCUCGAUUUCUCUCCCACAAUAAAAAAAAGUUUUUUUAGGUGUUUAGAACAAAAAAAAAUAAUUCUGUGAUCUUUUUUGCCAAAUCUUUGCGCGUUUAAACAACACAAGCACACGAUCAUCGAACAGAAUAAAAAAAACAUUAGCUUUCCGCAUAUCUAUUCAACAUUUCAACAACAACAACAAAAAUAGCUGUAGUAGUUUGUUCUGAUUGAAUGCAGAAGAUAAAAAAACGUUUGCACCAUAAUUCCGAACAAAAAAAAAUGUGAGGUAAACUUUUAAUUUAGAUAACGAUUUAGAAAUUAGCUAAAACACAAAGCAACUUUUAGCAAAUAUUCGUAAAAAUACAUUAGCUGAAAGCAAGCGAUUUCUAGACAGGAAUAAAAACACACACAAACUUGUUGCCAAUUUCGAAGCGAAAACAGAAAAAAAAAAGCUGGUCGCAGUGAUGCGCAACCCUUAUAAAACCAAAAGCUUUCAAAACACCUUCUUGCGACACACGCGCGCACGUAGUUCGAGAAAGAAAAGCAAACCGCGCACAAAACCAAAGGAAUGAUCUCCACAGUUCGGUUUUCCAACCUGUUUUCGCAUGUGCUAUUGUAAGAGGAUAUCCCCCCCAAAACGGUGAAGAGCUGCUGGAUGGUAUGGAAUUAAACAGUUUUAAGAAAAUGAUUUUAAUAAAAAUGACAGAUUUACACCCGGUUGA
Molecule: messenger RNA, 2860 nt
Organism: Wyeomyia smithii (pitcher-plant mosquito)
Lineage: Eukaryota; Metazoa; Arthropoda; Insecta; Diptera; Culicidae
Product: transcription initiation factor TFIID subunit 12-like
Exons: 2
Source: RefSeq, a predicted model, not a curated record